CUACACUACGUAUUAUUGUUUUCUCUAGACCCUUUAAAAAGCUAGCUAUGGUGACCAAAAAAACUCAACAUAAUGAAAUGGAGGGUAGUGGUAAUUUUAGCCUUGUCUCUUUUGUGAAGUGCUUCAAUGGGUGCAGAGAUCAAGCUCAAGUCUCUAGUUUUGGGACAAGGAUUUGGAAUUUCAGUGAUAAAUCAAUUGAAUUGCAGAUAAGGGUUGGUUCAAUCUUGAAGAAAGUUCACACUUUGAAGCCAGGAUCAUCAAAGAGGCUAAAUUCCAAGAAAAUUUACAAGGCUUAUAUGCCUGGUAACUAUAAAGGUGGAACAAAGAGUUUGCUUUACUAUUAUGAUGAAUCUUGCCACCCUUAUAUUUGGAUUAAUGAUACAGGUUGUGAUUUCUCAAGAAUGGUGAAACAACAGUACAUAAGUCUUGAAGAUUUGAGGGAUUGUUCUGAGAUUAGAAUAUUUAGAGAUCAUCAAAGAGGUUGCAUUUCAGUUAGGAAGAAGCCAAGAACAGAGCUUUGUUAACUGAUUUCUUCUUCCCUUUUGCUUUGUAAGACAACUUUUUUCAUUAAGAUUUGUGAUUUGAAAGCUUCAAGUGCUAUUGUUGAUCUAUGUACUUGUAAAAACUAUGACACAUAGAUCGUCGAGUGAAUUUAAUUGCUUGUUUUAGUUUUCUCCCUUAGAUUUGUCAUUUGUAUUUGUAAUUGUUGAUUAGCAUACUUAGAAUGGAUUACUUGAAAGUUUCCAA
This is a messenger RNA of Lycium barbarum (goji berry), 747 nucleotides long. RefSeq lists its product as uncharacterized. NCBI's taxonomy places the organism in Eukaryota, Viridiplantae, Streptophyta, Magnoliopsida, Solanales, Solanaceae. The record is from RefSeq and is a predicted model, not a curated record. The transcript has a single exon. The coding region runs from base 48 to 524 and encodes 158 amino acids.